GCUUCUUUCUAAGUCGGUGCCGUUCGAUCGAUUUUCUCUAAACUUUUUAUCUCUUCCCUGCACUCUACAAUACAUAACCUGCCUGUAUUCUCGUCCUUCUCACUGCUAAACUUAGAGCCGUUUGUUUAGGUGUAUAUAUACCCAACAGAUAAAUACUUUUCGCUGUAUAUACUCAUUUUUCUUUGCCGUGCGUGGGGAUUAUGUGUUUGAGGUGGGCAAGCUUGUUAGCUUGGAUUGCCUCCGCGAUUGCAGAAAUGGGGGGUUUUUCCAGCGCCUUUUCUGGAUAGUCUUUCUUGCUUUUUGUUUAUUCCGUUUGUAAAAAAAACAUGUCCGGUGUGGGCAGCGGGAGAUGUGUAUAUAUCCAGUGAAUAUAUUCGUUUUCUUGGUGUGGAAGUCUAGCUGGCCAUGGCUUCUUCUUUUCCUUCGGCAGGUGAGUAUGACGCAGAUCCUGUGCCGCCGAAGGUGACGGCAACAAAUUCUGGUUGUCGUUCGCCGUUAGCUGGCAAAGACUAUCAAGAGGGUGAAUGCUGUGGGGAUUCAGGUGAUUUGAUUAGGGCUGAGGAGGUUGCUUGGCAUUCGGAUUUCAAGCGAGGAGAAUCAACUUCAUCCAAUUCAGGAGGACAAGAUGACUGUGCCAAUAAUUCGGUUCCGGAGUUGGUGGAUUCUUUGGAGACAGAGUGGACAGAUGAGAAGCAUAGUUCAUUCUUGGACUCAAUCGAGGCAUCAUUUGUGAAAAAAAUGUAUGACAGAGACUAUUGUUCUCUGGAUUUGUGUGGCCAAAGUCCUAAAGAGAUAGAGGCACUUGAUCCGGACAGUGCUGAAUCAAGGCUUGAUUUUCCUUUUCCUUUCAAUGAGUUUAAAAUUUGGCAAAAGGGAUGUUGGCGAACAUUACCAUAUGCUGAUAAGUCUCAACAUUUUUCAUUUUUGAGAGUUGGGGGAAGUACCUGGAUACAACAUUUCAGAGCACCAGCAUCAAAAAACCAAGCAGUCCCAGCAAGUACUGUCAACGAAUCGUUGAGAAAUGGCACAGUUAAGCGAGUAGUAAUGUUAAAACAUCUGGGUCCUACUAGUGCAGUAAUGGAGAAACCUCCAAAUGCAAGCCAAGGGAUUCAUACAUGGUGUCAUAGGCUACAGAGCAAUCAUAGUUGCAGGCCACAGAGCAACUAUAGUGGUUCUGCUAAAGGCACUGAUUGGAAUUUUAAGGGUGAUGCCAUAACAGAAAUGAGUCAAUGGAACACAUCACGGGAGGCAGAUGAGAAUCUUGAGGAUCAUCCUGAAAGGGAAUCGAGUCCAAAGAAACAGAAAGUAAAUGUGCAUGGUGUCUGCAAGUCACCUGAAGAUCAGGUGGUUCCAUUUCUCAGGAGUGCAAAUGCCAAGGAAGCAGGGGAUUGUAAUUAUCCUUCCAAGAUUCAAGGAUUCCAUGCUUAUACUAAUCAACAGUCUAAUGAUUCUAUCAAUUUCUUGUCUGGGAAAACAAAAUCUAGAAUGUCUUUUUUGAAACAUAAGCAGUUGUCACAAAAUGUUGGCAAUUUUACAAAGGAUGACUGUUCAAGCAAGCUUAUGCUGAACGAGGGAGAAGGUUGGGAGUCUUGCAAGGAAUGAUCAAUUAUACCAAGCCAGGAGAAGACGACGUCAAUGACAAAUCCCGUGCUAAGAUUCUAUUUGGUGUCACUUUAGAAAUUCUAACUCGUACAGAUAGAAGAAUAUAUUGAAUAUUUGUACAGACAAAUUUUUAACAUUUUUAAAAAGUAGGCAGAAAGUACCAAUUUUUUGAUAUUAUGUUAGUCUUACUCAAAAAGAAUAUAACUAAUUGAACAAGGGUUACUGUAUCCUGUUCAAAUCUGCAUAUUAUAGCAGAUCCUAAAAGAACAUCUUAAAGGUGGUCUUAUAUUGACCCUCUAUGGGUAAGCUCACUUUGUGAGCCUUUUUCUAUAUUUAUAAUUUUAAUCCGUUAUGUGGCUUUUGCGUCAUAACAUUGUUGCA
This is a messenger RNA of Cryptomeria japonica (Japanese cedar), 1983 nucleotides long. RefSeq lists its product as uncharacterized. Lineage: Eukaryota; Viridiplantae; Streptophyta; Pinopsida; Cupressales; Cupressaceae. The coding region runs from base 406 to 1602 and encodes 398 amino acids. The record is from RefSeq and is a predicted model, not a curated record. The transcript has 5 exons. Gene Ontology annotation, biological process: response to cold; regulation of circadian rhythm.